AAUAUGAUAAUACUAUCUUUAUUAGCUUUGUUUAGUCUUUUAAAUAUAAUAAAUGCAACUUGUGAACUUGUUAAUGGUUAAUGCCCAGUAGGAUGUAAUACAAUUUUCGGAGUAUGUGUUUCUGAGAACUGUUUUGAUUUUACAGAAAAAUUAGGUGAUAAAUAAACAAAUCCAUUUAAAGGAACAACAAGUUAUGUAGAUGGAACAGUUGAUUUAAAUAUAACUAUAACUUAUACAGACUCAAAAUUUAAUGAUGUAAUAUUAAAAGGAAUUACAAAAGGAGAAAAUGAAUAAUCAUGUUUAUCUCUGAAAUUGUAUAAAUUCCAAAAUAAUUAAUACCUUAUAAGAGAAGAAUCAAGUUAUAAAUUAAAUUACAUAAAUGAUGGUUCAAGUACAAGAUCAUUUUAAUUCACAAUUCCAAGUAAAGAUUUUGUAAAAGAAUUGUAAUUAUCAGAAGAUGGAAAUAAAUUUUAAUUUCAUGGAUAUUAUAGUUUUGAUUUCUUGAUUGGAACUAAUUUACAGAGAGUUCUAUACUUUGACUUUAUUGCAGGAAUAGAAAAAACAACAACAUAAAAUAUUGAUACUAAUUUUGGAAGUUUGUCUUAAUACUUGACAUUGAAUUGUUCAGGAGAAUGUAUUACAACAGCCACUAGUUCUCUGUAAUUCUGUUCUGAUUAAGAAUGUACUAAAACUACAGAUAAAGCUAAUCUAUAUUUGAAUGAUUAGAUAUGGUUAAAACAUACUUUAACAAAGUAAGGAACAGAAGGUUUUUACUUAACGAAUCCUGAAAUCUAUUUUACAGGAGAUAAGUUAUUUAAAAAAGCAACUAUUAAAGAAAAAAAGCUUAAUUAAAAAGGAUUUGCAUUAUAUUUGAUUAAAGUUGAGAUUGCUUGGACACCUGUUUCAAUAUCUGCAAAAGCAAUUCUCUCUUCAACACCAGGAGCACGAAUUUUGAGAGAAUCAUCUAGAUUAUUAGAUGAAACUUAAUCGUAAGCUGUUGGAGUUACAUCUGAUAUAGAAUGUGUUAAAAAUAAAGAUACUAAUGAAUGCAUUGAAUGUGACUAAACAAAACCUGUUAAUAAUUAAGAUGAUCCAUAAGAAAAUGGAUGUCCUAUUGACAGUCACUCUGGUAUGAUUAUUGGAAUAAUGAUUUUGAUGAGUCUAUUGAUUUGAUUUAUUGAUUUAUUAAUUUAUUUUAUUCUAAUUAAAUUAGUACAAAACUUCUGG
Molecule: messenger RNA, 1227 nt
Organism: Paramecium sonneborni
Lineage: Eukaryota; Ciliophora; Oligohymenophorea; Peniculida; Parameciidae
Source: the annotation of a GenBank genome assembly